Messenger RNA from Mesocestoides corti, 345 nucleotides. The record is from the annotation of a GenBank genome assembly. NCBI's taxonomy places the organism in Eukaryota, Metazoa, Platyhelminthes, Cestoda, Cyclophyllidea, Mesocestoididae.
AUGCGACUCGAGUGCGUUGCCACGCCACCGAACGGCGACCGUCUGUGGGCGAUUUGCGCCGAAUUCGGUCUCAUCUGGACCUUCGACCAGCCGUCUCCAUCCCGCAUCAAUCCGCUCCAAGACGCCCAGUGGCAGUGUCUGGGCUUCUCGCCAUCUGGAGCUUCGUGGGAUCUGCUUGCUCCCAGUUCUGCGGACUACGUCUGGGCUGUCGAUGUUGAGGGACGUCUGUGGGUUCAUUUGCUCAGCACACAGGAGUCCGAUUCUACGGUGAUGUGGAUCAGCGUAGCGGCUCCCAGGCUUUCCGAUAUCUCCUGCAGUCCUGAUGGCAAGGUGGGUGGACUGUAA